AUGAGUUUUUUCAAUUUUGUUCUUCUCUUUUCUUGUUCCUUUGUUCUACUCUCUGCAAAUGGUGAACCCAGCAAUAAAGGUGAAACCUUUAUUGUUUCAAGCUUCAGCUACCCUCGUACUAGGCUCAGACCCUUUGAUUUGCGCUAUAUCAGAGUUGACUUGCCGUCAUGGUUUUCCGCGAUGUAUAUAGCAAUGAACUCAGAUGUAGACCUUGAUGUCUCUAGAAUUGAAAGUGUUCCAAUGAGCACACUGCCAAUAAUAUGCUUUAGAGACGGAGGUCCUCCACUGCCAGAUUCUCUAAACUUAACUUUGAAAGAUUCAGCCAUAUCAGGGAUAAAUGGUUUAGAUGUGGAACAGUGCUUUCCUAUGCAGAAAAAUAUCACUAUGAAACUGACAAACAAUCAGAUAUCUCCAGGUGUUUGGUUCAUUGGUCUUUUCAAUGGCAUUGGACCUACAAGGACACAGUCGAAGAUGAUUAUCCGAGGUCCAGCAUACUCCUUUGCUGCCAAUAUAACUGUGGAAGCAUGCACAAAUUCAAUGAUGAUGGGGGAUUUCUGUAACAGUCCCGUUUAUCCAUUUUCAUGCACAACUUCUAAUGUCAAUAGUUCUUUGAAGGCUACAACGGUGAACGAGCCAUUGUUGGAAAAUUUGAUGACCUGCAAAAGUAGUUUGAAAACGUUUUGUGCUGAUGAAAGCGUAUCAAACGUCUUCUCCUUUGAUAUAGUAAAUGUGGCAGACGAGUUUACCAUUAUGGCCAGCGAUGUCAAAUUCAAUGUCACACCUUCAAACAAAACAUCUGGUGCGGCGAAUGAUGUUAGUUUAAUGUGUUUUGUUCGCCAUGGUUCAAUGCCUUCAGUCGCUUCGUACGAUUACUCCAGUGAUUUAAGUAAAGAGCCGCUGGUUAUUCAUUCACCAUUAAUCGGUCGUUGGUACAUUACUAUCGUACCGAUCAAUCCUAUAAAGAUACAGGAUAGCAAUGUAGGGGUUUGCUAUUCAGUGGAAUCUCAUGUGCUUCAAUGCCCGCUUGGGAAGGCUGGUCCAAAUUGUACAAUGGAUAUCUACACGCUUCAGACAUUUGUACGGAGAGGUCCAACUCCCUUUGAAUCAUAUUAUUUACCGGUCGGUACCGGAGCAUCUUAUACUUCUGCCAAUUUCCCUCUUGAACCACUUUUGAGUAACUCAUCAUACAACGACGACCCCGGUAACAUUUGGACUUAUUUACUUUUGGACAUUCCUCGUGGUGCGGCCGGAGGAAAUAUUCAUGUACAGUUAUCCUCAGACGUGAAGAUCAAUUAUGAAGUUUACGUUAGAUUUGGUGGGCUACCAUCUCUUAUUAGCCGGGACUAUUACUAUGUUAACGAGACAAUAAGAAGCGACACAUCUAUGUUUUUCAUGCUAUACGAUUCGAGUGAUGACAAGAUCAAUUUCUAUAUUAUGUAUGCUAGAGAAGGAACUUGGGGUUUUGGUCUUAGAUAUCUUAAUACCAGCCGCAGUCCUUCUAAAGGGACAACUGUCAUGUCUCUUUCGCUUGAACGAUGCCCGAAACGUUGUUCCUCACAUGGGGACUGUAAAUUUUCUUUUGAUGCAAGUGGCUUGACAUCAUACAGCUUCUGCUCUUGUGAUCGAAACCAUGGAGGCAUCGACUGUAGCAUUGAAAUUGUAUCACAUCAAGGACAUGUACGACAAUCGUUUUUUCUCAUUGUAUCAAAUGCUGCGGCCAUACUUCCUGCCUAUUGGGCCCUUCGGCAAAAGGCAUUAGCAGAAUGGGUUUUGUUUACAUCUAGUGGAAUUGCUAGUGGACUAUAUCAUGCGUGUGACGUAGGUGCUUGGUGUGCAUUGAACUAUAACGUCUUACAGUUCAUGGACUUCUGGCUCUCUUUCAUGGCCGUGAUUAGCACUUUUCUUUAUCUAGCUACCAUUGAUGAAGUAUUGAAGAGAGCAAUCCACACAGCUGUUGCUAUCCUCACUGCUCUAAUGGCUGUAACAAACGCAACCAGGUCUUCCAAUGUUGUUCUUGUGAUAGUGAUUGGUGCUCUUGGUCUCCUUAUCGGAUGGGUUAUAGAAUUGUCAACAAAGUAUCGGUCCCUUUCCUUUUCAGUUAGAUUCUCACUCGAUUUCUCUCACAGUUUGCGAGUAAUAAAGCGAUGGCUAUGUAAUCUUGUUGGAACACUUCUAAGACGGUACCAUUGGCCUUUUGCGUUAGCUGGUUUUUCUGCACUUUCAAUGGCAAUAGUAAGCUGGACACUUGAAACCAGCGAAAAUUACUGGUUUUGGCAUAGCUUUUGGCAUAUUUCAAUAUACACAUCUUCUUUCUUCUUCCUUUGUUCAAAAGCAAAUAUUGUGGGCAGUGAGACUCAGCUACCUGAAAAUGGAAACUAUGAACUCACUCACCGGGAUUCACUUCCAAGAGCCAGUUAG
Lathyrus sativus (Indian pea) is the source of this 2418-nucleotide messenger RNA. The record is from the annotation of a GenBank genome assembly. NCBI's taxonomy places the organism in Eukaryota, Viridiplantae, Streptophyta, Magnoliopsida, Fabales, Fabaceae.